Molecule: messenger RNA, 1443 nt
Organism: Rana temporaria (common frog)
Lineage: Eukaryota; Metazoa; Chordata; Amphibia; Anura; Ranidae
Product: aldo-keto reductase family 1 member C3-like
Exons: 9
Coding region: 181-1119 (312 amino acids)
Biological process (GO): steroid metabolic process
Cellular component (GO): cytosol
Molecular function (GO): aldose reductase (NADPH) activity; steroid dehydrogenase activity; ketosteroid monooxygenase activity
Source: RefSeq, a predicted model, not a curated record
CUAGUGGCAGAACACCAAACUAAAUGCAAAUAGGUGUUCUCUAUGCACUCAGCAGCAGGGAGGCUGUACUUCAAUCAGCCUACUUCGUCAUGGACAAAAUAAAAAUGCAGUGUCGUCUUACAGCAAGUCAAAGUCCCUGCAGGUGACAGGUGUAAGGAUCUGCCAGAAGAAGCCCAAACUAUGGAACUGGCCCCUGAUUCCUGCAUACUCCUGAAUGAUGGCCACAAAAUGCCAGUCAUUGGAUAUGGCACCUAUGCACCCCAAGAGGUUCCUAAGAGCUUGGCAGAAGAAAGUGUAAGAAUUGCCCUUGAAGUUGGCUAUCGUCACAUUGACUGUGCAUUUAUAUAUGGUAAUGAGGUAGAGGUGGGCCGAGCCAUCAGAGAAAAGAUUGCAGGAGGAACACUGAAAAGAGAGGACAUCUUCUACACCGGGAAGCUCUGGCUGACUGACCAAGCGCCUGAGAGAGUACGACCCGCAAUUGAAAGAUCCCUGCGAGAUCUUCAGCUAGAUUAUAUGGAUCUUUUCCUUAUCCACAAUCCCAUGGAACUCAAGCCUGGCGAUGACCCUAAUCCAAUUGAUGAGAAUGGAAAAGUCAUCUAUCACAACACAGACAUUCGUGACACUUGGAAGGUGAUGGAGGACUGUAAGGCAGCCGGUCUAACCAAAUCAAUUGGAGUAUCAAGCUUUAACCGACGGCAGCUAGAACUCAUACUUAAUAUGCCUGAUCUGCGAUACAAACCAGUCUGUAACCAGGUGGAGUGCCACAUCUACUUCAACCAGACAAAACUGUUAGGAUUCUGCAAGUCACAUGACAUUGUAUUGGUGGCGUUCGCUGUCUUGGGAUCCAGUCGGGAUAAGGGCUGGGUCGAUCAAGAUAGCCCAUAUAUUCUGAAAGACCCCACCUUGAUUGCUGUGGCUAAGAAAUAUAGCCGAACUCCAGCUCAAGUGGCCAUGAGGCACCUCCUUCAGAGGGAAACUGUAGUCCUUGCUAAGAGCUUUAACCCAGAGAGGAUUAAAGAGAACUUUCAGGUAUUUGACUUUGAGUUAAGUGAUGAAGACAUGAAAACGCUGAAUGAGCUUGACAGAAACAUGCGCUAUUGCAAUGGAAACAACUGUUAAAUUGCUUCGUAGAUGGCCUGACCACCCGAAAUGUCCUUUCCACGAUGAGUAUUGAAGGGCCAUAUUUUGAAAUUGCAUGACCUCGCUUACCCCUGGUGAUCCUUAAAGAUAUACUCCACCCAUUACUCUACUGAUGUGUUUCAUUGUAUUUUUUCUGGAAACCUUAAUUUGCUGUAUUGUUAAAGGAAUAUGAACAUAAGGCUGAUAUCCCUCUCUGCACUGCAUUGGUAACAAAACUGUGAUUUAAUCCUUUUAACACUCUUUGAAAUGUUAUAUAUUUUUAAACGUGCUUGCAAAAAAAUAAAGUAAAAAUAAUUCAAAAUA